UUGUUGCUUUGGACUUGUCUCUAAAUCUGGAAUAACGGAGGACCUCCACGGCCAUCAUGUCCACGUCUGUGCAGGUGGAGCCGGUCAUGGAGAAGCAGUAUGACGGAGUUGGCCGCUGCAAGUGCUCCUUCUGGUUUGCGGUGGCCCACGACAUACUUGGCGUCUUCAUCAUGAUGGUGGGGGUGUUCGGAGGGCUCCCCAUUCACGACCUGUUCAUCUACGCCGGCGCCAUCGUCAUCUUCCUCAGCCUGAUCUGGUGGGUGUUCUGGUACUCGGGGAACAUCGACGUGCCGCCCGAGGAGCUGGAGGACGAUGUGGGCCUGAUCAAGCUGAACCCCACCAAGACCCGGAGACUCAGCCGGGUGGUGAGGCGAGCGUCGCAGCGCCUCUCCAGCAGGAUCAGGAACUCUUUCAGGAGGAGCAGCAGAAUGGACCCCGCAGGCGCAAACAGACCUGCAAACGCAGAGGCGUCACUCUCCACCAUCUUCGACAGCUCCUUCACCUCCUCGUCCAAGGGAAUCGUGAGGGAACCACUUUCCAUAUGAACUAAUGCCUCACAGAGAACUGAAAGACAUUGCCAGAUGUUUGAAUUGUUUUUGCUCAACAGUAUUCUUUUUUAUUUCUUUGCUGACAAACAGGCAUGCAAUGAUUAACUACCAUUUAUAUCUGAAGAUAAGAUCCCCAUGCUCUUAUCUUCCUGGUAAGAUAGAAGCUUUGCACACAA
Salarias fasciatus (jewelled blenny) is the source of this 724-nucleotide messenger RNA. RefSeq names its product transmembrane protein 238-like. Bases 57 to 545 code for a protein of 162 amino acids. The record is from RefSeq and is a predicted model, not a curated record. Lineage: Eukaryota; Metazoa; Chordata; Actinopteri; Blenniiformes; Blenniidae. The transcript has a single exon.